CGUGUUCGCUCAAGAAGAGUUACAAUAAAACGAUUCGUCUUAAUCGUGUGCGAAUUAAUUGAUUUUUUUCCCAAUUAGCGGUGCGAUAAUGUCAGAUGAGUGUCGGAAUAUCAAAAUAAAACGAAUGACCUGCUUCAAAACUCUUGAAAACUACAGAACUAGUGGGUGACUUCGUCGUUUGCGUGCUGGUUUUUACGUGUGCAGUGAGCUUUUUUAGGUUAAGUUUAUUGCUGUGUAUGUGAUGUCUUUAAGGAGUUCGACUAGCGGUUCGGGCUCUUCUAGAAAUUUCGAAAGUUCCCAGCUGUUGCUAGCAAGGCCAAAGAGCUAUGGCUCUCUGUUGCCUUAUUACGAGUUCAUCAGAGCCACUGUUAGGGCCCAACAAGGACAGACGCUGCAUCGUACAGAUUCCAUGGUAUCAUUGUGCUACAGAUCGCUCACAGGUUUUAUUAACGAUGACAACUUACAAGGACUGCAAUCAUUUCUUGAAAAUAAACAAGUACAAGUUGAUGAUAAAGAUGAGAAUGGGACCACCGCACUUAUGGUGGCAGCAUCAAAGGGUAGAUCUGCCAUGGUUCGCGAACUGCUGAUUCACGGUGCCGAUCCAAAUGCAGAGGAUAACGAUUGUUGGACAGCCCUGUUGUGUGCUUCCAAAGAAGGACAUAUAGAUAUAGUGUUGCAGUUGUUGGAACAUAACGCAACCAUCGAUCACAGAGAUAUUGGCGGUUGGACUUCAUUAAUGUGGGCGACAUACAAGGGCCGCGUAGAUGUCGCCCUGCUCAUGAUCGAGAGGGGAGCCGACGUUAAUGCUCAGGGGAUUCGUUUACAGGACCGCUCCGGCGACACCAACCUAAUACAUGCUAUAAAAGGAGGUCACAGAGGAACGGUGGAAGCUCUACUGAAAAAAUAUGCAGACGUCGAUAUUCUUGGAAAAGAUAGGAAAACUGCAACGUACGUUGCCGUUGAAAAGGGCAACGCCGGGAUCGUGAAACUGCUUCUAACGUGCAACCCUGACCUGGAAUUAGCGACGAAAGAUGGAGACACUGCCAUCCUUAAAGCUGUCAGGUCCAGGAAUGCAGAAAUAGUACAAUUGCUGUUGGACAAGAAGGCGAAGGUGUCGGCUGCUGAUAAAAAAGGAGAUACAGCUCUGCAUAUUGCGAUGAGGGCCAGAUCUAAAGCAAUAGUAGAAAUAUUAUUAAGGAACCCGAAAAAUAGCCAGUUACUGUAUCGACCAAACAGGGCUGGUGAAACGCCGUACAAUAUCGAUAUGACCCACCAGAAAACCAUCUUGGGACAGAUAUUUGGAGCAAGGAGGUUGAACACUAACGAAGAUAAUGAAAACAUGUUAGGCUACGACUUGUACAGCAGCGCCCUUGCUGAUAUUUUAAGUGAACCUUCCUUAUCCAUGCCCAUCACCGUUGGUUUAUAUGCAAAAUGGGGCAGUGGUAAAUCCUUUCUACUGAACAAACUCAGAGAGGAAAUGAAGAACUUUGCCCGCGAGUGGGUUGAUCCAGUCUUCCAGUUCACAAUCAUGCUUUUCAUCAUCCUUGUGCAUAUUGCCCUCGUCAUCGGAACUAUCAUAGGGCUCUCGCUGCGGUCCUGGAUAGUAGCGGCAUGCGUAGUUGUCGCAUUUGUAUUACUAGGUUACCUGUUCAUAGCUUUAAUUUGGUACGCCAGCAGAAGAUACGACUGGGACUGGGCGUACAAUUUCAACUUGACUCUCACGAAAAAGAUGGACAACUUGAAGCUCGUCCUGCAAAUUUUGUUUUGCCAUCCUCCCGGCGCUUCGCAUGAUGGACUUGCUGUACAACCAAUCAGGUUUUUCUUCACCGAUCAAACUAGAGUAAGUAGCACUGCUGGAGGAGAAAAUUCAGUAGUUCAAAUGAUAGGAUCUCUGUACGAUGCCAUAGAAAACCGUUACGGAUCUCUUGCCACGCGAUUGUAUAGAGCUUUUAAACCAAAACCAGUGAAAACUUCGUCAACGUGGACUUGGAGGAAAGUUUGUUGUUUACCUUACGUAAUAUUCUUUGAGAUUAUUUUUUUGAUGAUAAUAAUCGGAACGUGUGCCUUGACCAUUUACCUUAUCCACGCCAAUUCCCAAAAAAUUGACGUACAAGAAACUUAUGUUGGCGUUACCCUGAAGAUAAUCCUGAUCGUUAUUGCUUUACUGUUGGGAGUGGCCACAAUAGCGAACAUGUAUACUUGGAGCAAACUUUUAAGAGCCGUAUUCUUCUCUCAGCGAAGGCAUUUGCAAAGGUCCAUAUCCAAGCUGGAGACGCUCAAGUCCGAAGGGUUUUUGCAAACUCUGCGCGAAGAAGUGAACCUCAUGAAAGAAAUGGUCAAAUGCCUGGAUAGUUUGUGUUCACAGCAAACGAGGCUCGUCAUCGUAGUCGAUGGUCUGGAUAGUUGUGAACAGGACAAGGUGCUGUUGGUGUUAGACACUGUACAUAUGCUAUUUUCCGAUGCAAACACCCCUUUCAUUGUGAUAUUAGCGAUAGAUCCUCAUGUUAUUGCCAAGUCAUCGAGCAGGAGACUGUCUAACGAAAAAGCUCUGAUGUCGAGCCAGGAGAACCUCGGCAAAUUUCCCGGGAGGAAAGGAUCUCGUAAGCUCAAGUUGUCCGAGUCGGUGGCAAGCUCAAUAGGGUCGAAUUUAAAUCGAAUUGGUGGAGCUCAGGACCUCACCAAGAUGUUGCUCACUGACGACUAUUUCAGCGACGUCAAUCCUCGCUCAAUGAGAAGACUGAUGAAUGUUGUUUAUAUUACAGGAAGAUUACUGAAAGCAUUCCAAAUCGAUUUCAAUUGGUAUCGUUUAGCUUCUUGGAUAAAUAUUACGGAACAAUGGCCUUUUCGAACAUCAUGGAUACUCUACCAUUACGAUAUGUACGAAGAUUCACUCGAUGACAACGUUUCCCUAAAGUCUAUAUAUGAUAAAAUCAGGCCUCAUAUCCCUAUGAUGAAAGACACUGAGCCACUUCUUGAGUUGGAUAGGGACGAGAAGAAGUUCGAUAUCUUUCUAUCGUUUCACCGUUCGAGCUUACUAGUCAGCGAUCUUAAAAUAUUCCUACCGUUCACAAUCAAUUUGGAUCCGUAUUUGAAGAAAAUAAUAAAAGAAGAAACGCAAGGUUUAGAAGAAGACGAGGGAGUUAUGAUGGGUGGUCCCUCAAGGAACUCGCAAGCAGCGGGUAAUUCAGUCACUUGGAACACUCCCAGACCAGCUUUAAUGGGGCGAAUGCGGGCCACCCCGAAAUCGGUUCCUGUCGGUCAACCACAGCAGGCGGUAGUGUAUCCGCAGAUGUCGGGAAUGCCAGGGUGGCAACCCUGGACUGACCAGAUGUCUUUCCAGUCACCAUUUGCUUUAGCUCCGGUAACUGUUUUAGAGCCUGAAAUACUGGAGACGAGACUUUCAACUUUGAAUGUAGAUGGCGUUUGCAAACUCCUGUCAAAUAUGGAAGAUUUGAAUCCCCAAGCUUUGGCUGAGUAUACAAAAAUGAUAAGAGAGCAGAACAUCAACGGCAGGGUACUGCUACACUGUGAUUUGGAAGAACUGAAAAAAUUGCUGAAAAUGUCUUUUGGUGAUUGGGAGAUGUUCAAAGUCUUGUUGAUAACGCUCAGAGAACACGAAAUCACUAGCAUCUUGCAACAGGAUGAAGUUAAACCUGUUAGGGCCGCCAAGCAAGUGGAAAAAAGAAUCCCUUUUCCAGAUAGCGUGAGUAAGGGCAGUGGAACAAUUGAAAAAGAUAUGGGAAAAAUGCAAGUUGACGGAGUUCAGAGAAAACACAGUAAUAUUGAAAAACAAGUGACACUGGAAGAACAAAUGAUAUGCGGUGCCCUGCAAACCCUCAACGAAGAAGCUUGCGAGGACGUUCUUGAAGAAACGGAGGAAACUAAGAUAACGAUAGAGCCUGAUGUCCCCCAAACGUCAGUCAUUCCUCCCAGUCCCGACGCAUCUCAAGGUGAAUCUCACAAUGCACUUACACAAUCACUAGCGAGUAAUUUUCACUUUACCGAGAAAAGCAAUAAAAGAGUCAAGUACGUAGACACCAUCGUGCAAGUCGAGUAUCACAAACCGGUCGUACAGUUUCCGAAACCCAGCAGUUCGGGUCUUGACGAUAAGGAUUUUCUACGAGGCUAUCGCUCUCGCACCAACAGCUCUAGCGGGAUAGGUGAGACAGAUUUUGUUUUGUUGCAAUCCUCGCCUAUAGGUCACAUGCACUGGCAGCCUGUCAGUAUAGGCGUCGCUGGCAAUUCUGAAAGCCUGAGCGAUCAGAGCUCCAGGUGCAGUUCGCAACCCCCCUCUCCAAUUGUAGAAAGGAAGCUCUCUGUCGGUAGCAAACAUUCCAAUCUGAAGUCGGGGGAAUCUUCUAGCAAGGGCAGGCACGUCGUCAUAAAAACCGACUAUUCGGACACCCAUCCCCGAAUAAGCAUCAGCACCACCUCAUCCUCAGUAGCGUACGAGAACCAGCUCUCGAACAAAACCCCCCUACUCAGCGAGUACAGGCACACAGCAUCACAGACAAGAACCAGGCCCAGCUCUCUGAAUCUGGUUAAAAGCGACAGCAAACCGCUAAAGUCUUCACUGAGGAACAGGUCCAAGUCCAUCGAUAACAGCCAGAAGCUCGAGAAGAAGGAAAAAAAGGGCUUCGAGAAGCUGCACAAGCUGAAAGAGAAACUGUUGCAUUCCAGUCCGGACUUGAACGAGACAAGUGACAAUGAGAGCACGCCUUUGGUGUCAGAAAUGUCAACGCCUUCCAAGUCUGGUCAGAGCUCCGAGAUUAAAACCCCCAGCUCUAAGAGCCUUCCACUAUCUCCAGCAUCUCAGAAGAGCCUGUCUCCUGAUAAACAUACGACCAAAUUCACUCGCAGCGAACUCAACCUCACUGAUACCACCGAGGUGAGUCCCACAAUGUUACUGUCGGACAGCGUCUUCAUCGAAGAUAAUAAUGGUACUGAGCACCAAGGGGAGAGGCAGAGAACCAUGUCGGAUGAUAUCAGUAACUCCAUUCUGGGGUAUGCCAGUUCCAUCGGUCGUAGCAAUAGUAAUUUUAGCUUGCAUAGUUGUUCACAGAGUUCAGGACGGUUGUCCAGGCAGAACGCUUUGGAUUCGGAGGAGAAUCUUACAGAUGUAUAUUGUGAUCCUAGCGGUAAGCAGGAAUAGGUUCGGGUUUGUACUUAAGUACCAGGAAUUUGUGCAGUAUUUUUAGAUAAGGUGACAGGAUGUUUCUGUUAUUGUGAAUAUACAUUAUAUAUUUUAAAUGUCGAAUAAAUCACUGGUUUCGUAUAUUUCA
This is a messenger RNA of Leptinotarsa decemlineata (Colorado potato beetle), 5282 nucleotides long. RefSeq names its product Ankyrin repeat-rich membrane spanning (gene Arms). The record is from RefSeq and is a predicted model, not a curated record. Gene Ontology annotation, molecular function: PDZ domain binding; protein kinase regulator activity. NCBI's taxonomy places the organism in Eukaryota, Metazoa, Arthropoda, Insecta, Coleoptera, Chrysomelidae.